Suillus subaureus is the source of this 849-nucleotide messenger RNA. RefSeq lists its product as uncharacterized. NCBI's taxonomy places the organism in Eukaryota, Fungi, Basidiomycota, Agaricomycetes, Boletales, Suillaceae. The transcript has 6 exons. The record is from RefSeq and is a predicted model, not a curated record. The coding region runs from base 1 to 849 and encodes 282 amino acids.
AUGUCUCUCGACGAUAAUACAUACAGCGCGAGCACCCUUACCCUAUUAGAUGAAUAUGCGUUCAAGAGCGAUCCUCUCGCAAUGAUAAACAACACUGAGCUAGGGACAAACAUCGAGUUGAAGCCUCAUGCAAAGGCUAUUCUUUUGGACGUGGGAUCUGGCUUAGAGACAGCUGGUUUGCCAAAUGGUGUACGUUACAUAGCGGCUGCCAUCGUAGUGGCCUAUCAGAAGGGAGAAGUGUCCAACUCCUCUGUACCCGAGUUAAUGAAGUUGGAGCAUGAUUGGUUUUUCUUCUUUCUCUGGCCUUUCAGGAGAGCCUUCAUACCUGGCGGCUCUCCACAAUCCGAGUCCUCUGAGUCCACUCCCGCUCUCCGUGCUUCCGAAGUCGUUGCUGAUACUGUGCCCACAACAUCAUGUAUUGUUCACGAGCAUUCCGGAUGCAAUCGAAUCGCGGGCAUGAUCGACAUCAUUAAGCAUUUUACCAAGCUCCUUGAGAAGAUCAUGGACGACCUAGCUGGUAUCGCCGAUAAUGCAGAAAAUGGAAUAUUACUUGAUACGACAAUGCAUGAUACAUUCAACAGCUAUAUGUGGUGCCCACACCUCACAUGCACUGGUUCCGUCCCGACUCUCGUCCCUAUGGGUAUGGGGAAUUUCCAGGAUUACUCUCAAACUGGCAUUCCGCUUCCCAGCCCCACGUACAUUGCGCUCCAUUGUGCAGUUCCCCAUGUCCUACACCUCAGUGGGGCUGCAGAAGUCAUCAACACGGUUUAUGAUAUGUCCUUCAAUGAAUGUUCUACGGCGCCAUCUGAAAAUCGUUUUAGCAAGUUUUUCUCAUCAGACUCUCGUUGA